Messenger RNA from Vombatus ursinus (common wombat), 1146 nucleotides. RefSeq names its product regulator of G-protein signaling 20-like. The coding region runs from base 1 to 1146 and encodes 381 amino acids. The transcript has 6 exons. NCBI's taxonomy places the organism in Eukaryota, Metazoa, Chordata, Mammalia, Diprotodontia, Vombatidae. The record is from RefSeq and is a predicted model, not a curated record.
AUGUGGAGGCAAAUUCUGCUCCAAUUUAGGGUCGAGAGACAAAAUGCAAAUAAUUACCAAACUAAGGAAAACAUCGAGGAUGAACAUGAAGAGGACACAAAAGUGCCUCACUAUGUCAAGCCGCCUCCAGACCUCUCUGCUGCCCCGAAAGCUGCCAGACUCCUUUUUAGCCUGCUCUCUGGCUUCUCUCGCUUCUUCUCUCAUCUUCUUCAGCAACCCCCUCUUCAGGCUCACAGGCAUCGUCCUGACUUUCCCCCUCUGCUUCCUGCUUUGCCAGCUGCCGCCCUCACUCGCUGCUGCCCAGUUUCUGCAGGGCCACUUCUCUCCUGGGGGGAGGCAGCAACUCCAGGUCGUUUCAGAGUCUUGCUCUGGACAGCCCUGGCUCUGCCCAUCCGCAAAUCUUGGGAGAGUCAGUCAAGCCCUACAUGGAAAGACGCCCGUCUCGGGAAAGAGGAUGGGACUACUUGGCAAACCUCAUCCAUCCCUCCCAUGGGAUCAGAGCGGAUGGAGAUGCGUAAACGGCAGAUGGCAGUGCCCCAGGAGACAACAGACUGUACUCCAGGCCAGCACGAAGUGGGGAAUAGAGCAUCUAAUGCCUGUUGCUUCUGUUGGUGCUGUUGUUGUAGCUGCUCGUGUCUUACUGUUAGGAACCAAGAAGAUGAAAGAGCAAGGAGGGCUUCCUAUGAACUCAGAACAGAAGGACUUCCAACCUGUGAAGAAAGCCCUACACCUACUCUGGAAGAAGUGAAUGCCUGGGCUCAGUCAUUUGACAAGUUAAUGGUCACUCCAGCAGGAAGAAAUAUCUUCCGGGAGUUCCUCCGAACAGAAUUCAGUGAAGAAAAUAUGCUCUUUUGGAUGGCCUGUGAGGAACUGAAACAGGAGGCCAACAAAAGUGUCAUAGAAGAGAAGGCAAGGCUGAUAUAUGAAGAUUAUAUUUCCAUUCUUUCUCCUAAAGAGGUCAGCCUGGAUUCCCGAGUAAGAGAAGUUAUCAACAGGAACAUGCUAGAGCCAUCACAACAUACAUUUGAUGAUGCACAACUUCAAAUUUAUACCUUAAUGCACAGAGACUCAUAUCCCCGAUUUAUGAAUUCUGCUCUUUAUAAGGACUUACUUCAGUCCUUAUCAGAGAAAGCCAUUGAAGCAUAG